Molecule: messenger RNA, 3925 nt
Organism: Coregonus clupeaformis (lake whitefish)
Lineage: Eukaryota; Metazoa; Chordata; Actinopteri; Salmoniformes; Salmonidae
Product: NACHT, LRR and PYD domains-containing protein 3-like
Molecular function (GO): protein binding
Source: RefSeq, a predicted model, not a curated record
AGUAAAAAACGAUUUGUUGCACAGGAUCUAUUAUGAGACCACAGAAUAUAAUAUCAUCUUCAAUACGGAGAUGAGUACAUAAAGUAAAUAUUUCAGAAAGGAAUCCACACGACAGGGCAGAGUGAGUGGAUGGAGAAAGGGUUAUAUAGUGUAAGUGAGAGUAGUAACGCCUGGACUGAGUAAGAGAACAUUGACUUAAUGUUAUUUGUGUCAGUCUAACGUCUUCAAAGAGGAAGUGGAUCAGUACAGACUCUGUUAAAAGGAGGUAGUGCUUCUCACAUUGUUUUUCUUUAAAUUGACUUUUUAUCUAACAAGUUUAUUAGCUCUAUAUGAAGUGUUUGUGUAGUUAAUUAACUUGUACUUGGCAGAGAGGAAGGGUUUAUGGAUGGACAUGAUGAGGAAAUGGGUUGUGAACUGUGAGUAUAUUUGGGUAUGUGUACACUUGAAUUCUGUUUGAUGUACAAACAUAUUCCACCAACAUUCUUCUCUCUGUUAGAACAUGUUUAGGCUUACAGUGGUGAUACAAUGUUGGGGACCAACUGGUUCCUACAGGGAGGAGGUGGAUCAGUGAAGCACUUUGUACCUCGACUCUCCCUUCAGUUCACCAGACAGCAGGAUGGAGAGCAGAGCUCAACACAGAGGGGAGAAAUCGAUUACUACUGAUCACUACUUGAUCCAAAAUGGCUCCUGUUCCUGAGCUACUGCUGGCCACUCUGGAGGACCUGCUCGAAGCAGAUCUGAGGAUGUUUAAAUGGCGCCUGACCAAGGACGUGCUGGAAGGCUUUCCUCACAUCCCAGUGAGCCAACUGGAGAAUGCUGACAGACUGGACACUAUAAAGAAGAUGGUGGAGACCUACGGUCCUGAGGGAGCUGUGAAGAUCUCACUGAAAAUCCUGAGGAAGAUGAAGCAGAACCAACUGGCUGAAACGUUAAAGAACGAGUACAAUGAGGGUGAGACAACAGAACCAGCAGCCCAGAGUGCUCCAGUGGUUUUAGAAGUCAGAGUCCAAGACAAACUGAAAUCCUACCUUAAGAAGAAGUACGGCUGUAUAUAUGAGGGGACGUCAAGAGAAGGUGAUUUCAUCUACCUAGACCAGAUCUACACUGAGCUCCAUGUGAUCGAGGGGGCCUGGGGUGGGGUCAGAGAUGAGCACGAGGUCAUACAUCUGGAAUCCAGAACACCAGCCACAGGAGAGACCACUAUUGAAGCCAACAACAUUUUCAAACCCCGACCUGAUCAAAAGAAGCCAAUCAGAACAGGGCUUACACUGGGCAUCGCUGGCGUGGGAAAGACUGUCUCUGUUCAGAAGUUUAUUCACGACUGGGCAGAAGGAAAGGAGAACCAAGACAUUGAUUUCAUCUUUCCACUUCCUUUUCGCCAAAUUAAUUCUAAUAUAGGGGAAAAGGACUGCAGUCUGAUUGAACUGCUUCAUCAAUUCUUCACUUUCAUGGAACCAGUAAAGACACUGGGGGAAGGUUCUAAAGUUCUAUUCAUCUUUGAUGGUCUGGAUGAGAGUCGAUUUCCUCUGAACUUCAACAAUAAGGUUCUGACAGACGACACAAAGCCAGCCUCGCUGGACAAACUUAUCACAAACCUCAUCACAGGAGAGCUCCUCCCCUCUGCUCUCAUCUGGAUAACCUCCCGACCUGCUGCAGCCAAUCAGAUCCCUCGUCAACACAUCCACCAGUGGACAGAGGUACAAGGCUUCAAUGACCCACAGAAAGAGGAGUACUUCAGGAAGAAAAUUAGUGAUGAGAACCUGGCCAGCAGAAUCAUCAACCAUGUCAAGGCAUCAAGGAGCCUCCACAUCAUGUGCCACAUACCAGUGUUCUGUUGGAUUUUAGCCACUGUUCUAGAGAAACUGUUGGGUGAAACAGGGAGUGGAGAGUUGCCCAAAACCCUGACUGAGACGUACUUACACUUCCUGAUCUUUCAGACAGACAGGAUGAGAGCAAAAGCGAAUUUCGUAGGAAGUGACAACAUAGUCCUCAAACUUGGAGAGCUGGCAUUCCGUCAGCUGGAGAAGGGAUAUCUGAUCUUCUAUGCGAAAGACCUGAUAGAGUGUGGCAUUGGUGUCAGAAAAGCAUCCGUGUACUCAGGUUUGUGCACCGAGAUCUUUAAGGUGGAGGGGAGGACAAGUCAGAAGACAGUGUUCAGCUUUGUGCAUCUGAGCAUCCAGGAAUGUCUUGCUGCUGUUUAUGUGUUUCUCACAUUCAUAAACCGCAGUAAAAACCCACUGGUCCAACAGAACUCAUUUUUGUGGAUAUUGCGGAAACACCAACCUAUGAUGAACUUACACAAGAGUGCAGUGGACAAGGCCCUAAAGAGUAAGAAUGGACACCUGGACCUGUUCCUCCGUUUCCUUCUGGGCCUCUCAACUGAGUCCAAUCAGACUCUCCUACAAGGCCUACUGACACAGACAGGAAGCAGCUCACAGACCAAUGAGGAAAUAGUCGAGUACAUCAAGAUGAAGAUCAGGAAGAAUCCCUCUCCGGAGAGAUGCAUCAAUCUGUUUCACUGUUUGAGUGAGCUGAAUGACCAUUCUCUAGUGAAGGAGAUCCAAAGCUACCUGAGCUCAGGAAGUCUCUCAGGAGCCAAACUGUCACCUGCACUGUUUUCAGCUCUGGUGUUUGUGUUGCUGUCUUCAGAAGAGGAGCUGGAUGUGUUUGACCUGAAGAAAUACUUUAGAUCAGAGGAGUGUCUUCUGAGGAUGCUGCCAGUAGUCAAAGCCUCCAGAACAGCUCUGCUGAAUCAAUGUAACCUCUCAAAACGAUGCUGCAAAGCGCUGGGCACAGCCCUCAUCUCCUCACACUUGAAAGAGCUGGACCUGAGUGGCAAUGACCUGCAGGAUUUAGGAGUGAAGCUGCUCUCUGCUGGACUGCAGAGUCCACAAUGUAAACUGGAGACACUGAAGCUGUCAGGCUGUCAGGUGACAGAGGAAGGAUGUGCUGCUCUGGCUUCAGCUCUGAGGUCAAACCCCUCCCACCUGAGAGAGCUGGACCUGAGCUACAAUGACCCAGGAGAGUCAGGAGUGAAGCUGCUCUAUGCUGGGCUGGAGGAUCCACACUGUAAACUGGAGAAACUCAAUGUGGCCCAUGGUAGAGGGUGCAGGUUGAAAUCAGGGCCCCAAAAAUAUGCCUGUGAUCUCACGCUGGACCCAAACACAGCACACACAAGCCUCUCUCUGUCUGAGGAGAACAGGAAGGUGGCAUGGACCUGGAUGGCACAACCGUAUCCUAAUCACCCAGAGAGAUUUGAGGACUAUGAACAGGUGCUGUGUAGAGAGGGUCUGACUGGGUGCUGUUACUGGGAGGUAAAGUUCAGUGGGAGGGCUUGUAUAGCAGUGACAUAUAAAGGAAUCAGCAGGAGAGGAAAGGGUCCUGACAGUCGGCUUGGAGCCAAUGACAAGUCCUGGAAUCUGAACAGCUUUUAUGACAAUUACUCUGCCAGGCACAAUUAUAAGAGAACUGACAUACCUGUCCCCUCAUCACGCUCCAACAGAGUAGGAGUGUAUCUGGACUGGCCGGCCGGCACUCUGUCCUUCUACAGCGUCUCAUCUGACACACUGACCCACUUGUACACAUUCCACUCUACAUUCACUGAGCCCCUCUACCCAGGGUUUUAUGUAAGGGGUGACACAGGGACUGUGACCCUGUGUCAGGUAGAAUAGCCUCCUGUGUCCUGGAGGAACACCCGAGUCUUCAAGGAAGUCAUACUCCUGUUCAAUCACAACUGGGUGACUUGAUGGGAUGUGUUUCACUCUAAUCAUGACAUGAAUGAGUAAGUAACCAUAUAUGUACAUCUCUAAAGUUGACUGACCUUGUAACUAGAAUCUCCACACUGCUGUAAAAACCUCUAAUUUAUAAUCAUUAAUCUAGUUAUUGCUUUUCCUUAUUGUUUGUAAUAAAAUGUCUCUUGAAUGUU